Blepharisma stoltei is the source of this 523-nucleotide messenger RNA. NCBI's taxonomy places the organism in Eukaryota, Ciliophora, Heterotrichea, Heterotrichida, Blepharismidae. The record is from the annotation of a GenBank genome assembly.
AUGGCAGAACAACUAACCGAAGAGCAGAUCGCAGAGUUCAAGGAAGCUUUCUCACUGUUUGACAAAGACGGUGAUGGGACAAUCACAACAAAAGAACUCGGCACUGUCAUGAGAUCUCUUGGACAAAACCCAACUGAGGCUGAACUUCAAGAUAUGAUCAACGAAGUUGAUGCUGAUGGAAACGGGACCAUUGACUUCCCUGAGUUCUUGAGCCUUAUGGCUAGGAAGAUGAAGGAUCAAGACACUGAAGAAGAGCUUAUUGAAGCCUUCAAAGUCUUCGAUAGAGACGGAAAUGGACUUAUCAGUGCUGCUGAGUUAAGAGGGAGAUAAAAUAUUUUUUUUAAAAAAAAAAUAAUUUUUAAUAAUUUAUUUAGAAAUUUUUAGAAAGUUAAGACACGUCAUGACUAACUUGGGAGAGAAACUUACUGAUGAGGAAGUCGAUGAAAUGAUUAGAGAAGCUGAUCUUGACGGAGAUGGACACAUCAACUAUGAAGAAUUCGUCAGAAUGAUGAUGGCUAAGUAA